AUGUUGGAGUGGCUGUCGCUCUUGGUUUCGCCAGUACUUACCUCACCCUAUUUUUAAUUCUUUACCUUAGACCUUGGAGCAGCCUAUGGAACCGCAAAGGCAGGAAUUGGUAUUGCAUCAAUGGGAGUCUUGAAGCCAGACCUUAUCAUGAAAUCUAUUGUGCCUAUAGUCAUGGCAGGUAUUCUCGGUAUUUAUGGUCUUAUUAUUGCUGUCAUCUUGUUGCAAAAGAGUAUGUCGUACCUUUAUAUAAAUACUUUAAUAGUGGAAUCAAAGGACUCAUAUUCAGCUGAUAAGGGAUAUAAACAUUUCGCUGCUGGAUGUUGCUGCGGUUUCUCAGCCUUGGCUGCUGGUUUCGCUAUUGGAGUUGUUGGAGACGCUGGAGUAAGAGCUAAUGCAAUCGAACCAAAAAUGUUCGUCGGAAUGAUUCUAGUGUUGAUUUUCGCAGAGGCCUUAGGAUUGUACGGAUUGAUCGUGGCUAUUAUUUUAUCCCAAUGA
Stylonychia lemnae is the source of this 495-nucleotide messenger RNA. The record is from the annotation of a GenBank genome assembly. NCBI's taxonomy places the organism in Eukaryota, Ciliophora, Spirotrichea, Sporadotrichida, Oxytrichidae.